UUGCAAUGCCAGCGGAAGACGAGCCCCCUCGGAACGUCUGCCACUUGCACCCGAUGUGCUGUGCUUUGCCCUGCGACAACCUUGCGAUGGACUCGUCUUCUUACUGCGAAAACCACACCAUGCGAUCCAAGUGCACGGGAACAAACCGCCACGGCAAGCGUUGCCAGGCGCUGUCUGUGUCGCGACUUAUUCCGUAUUGCAAUCAGCACAAGCCCAAAGCCGUCGAGCAAAACGAGAAAAGAACGGAAAGCGCGAAACAAAAGGUUGAGAUCAAGGUUAAACCUGUGGAAAAGGUUGUCGAGUCUGAACCGCUCGACGAGGAGCCGGAGAAGGAGGACUGUGACCCUGAUGAGAUUCUGGUGGAGGCGGACAGCGGGGACGACGACGACAACUUUUCAGACACGUUUUCGGACUUGGAGGAGGAAGCUUGCGACGGUGGCAACAAAGUGCACCUGGACAACGAGGACGAAGUGGAAGAGUCGGAGCAUUUGCAACAUUUGCGAGACGUGCACGACACCACGACCAUCCAGUACGACGACGAAAGCAAGGACGACCAAACGCACGACGAAGACAUGGUGAAGAUGGCUUCAUCCACAUUGGUAGAUCACAUUCCAUCGACCCAAUGGACGUGGGCCAUGUCCACGGACGAGCGGUGGGCGCAACUGACGCUUCUGGACGAAAGCCACCGCGUGCUGCUGAUGCACUGGCUGGCCAAGUGCAACCAGUCGAUUGAGCAAGCUCGAGUUGCCUUCCACGACGCCGAAGUCAAAGCCAAGGCCAAGGUGUACGAAGGCAAGGCGGUGAUUGGGGGCACGAUUGUCGGGUGCAUUUCCCGCCUGGAGGCGAUCCGGGCCACGAAUCCGUUUGCGAUCGUCGUGGAAGAGGCGUCGGAGGUGCUGGAGCCGUUGCUGUUUGUAUGUUUGGGGGCUUCCACGUGCAAGUUUGAGAUGAUUGGCGACCACUUGCAGCUCAAGCCGUCGAUCCAAUCCAAGUACACGUUUGAGCGCAUGAACCACAUUGGCGUGUCGAUGUUUGAGCGCCUGAUUCGGUCUCCGCCGGGGCAUCAGGUGCAGUCGUCCGUGCUCUCCAUCCAGCGCCGCAUGCGCAAAAACAUCUGCGACUUGACCCGGGACUACUACAAGGACAUUGUGGCCAUCCAAGAUCACGACACGUGUCAUAACCGGUGCAUCCAGUCGACGUCAUUGUUGAAACACCUGCCAACGGCCGGCCGCGAAGUCCCCGGGGUGUCUCCGCACGUGUAUUUCUGGUCCCACACCGGACAGCAGCAGCGCGCCUCGGUUGGUCUGUCCAAGAUCAACGCCGACGAGGCAGACAUGGUGUGCGCUCUGGCCAAGUAUCUCGUAAACUGCGGAAUUUCUCCCCAGUCCAUCGCGAUUCUAACGCCUUACAAGGGCCAGCUCAUGCUCAUGCGGAAGCAAUUGCUGGCGUCCAACCUAAUCCACCACAAGGACAACUCGCAUCACAGCGACGACAUGGCACUCUCUACGGUUGAUCGAUUCCAGGGUGACGAGGCCGAUAUUGUGCACAUUUCGCUCGUGAUUGACGCUAAGUCCCGCACGCCGUUCGUGAAGCUCGUGAACCGCAUGAUUGUGCUCUUGAGUCGCGCGCGCGUAGGCAUGUAUAUUGUGGGCAACGCUGGCUACUUCACCGAGUCGAGUGCCGUGCCGCACUGGCAGGCUACAUUAAACCUUCUAAGCCAGCCCGCCCCGUCGGACUCGACCACCCCUACUGACUCCCACACAUAUCCAGGCGUUCGGUUCGGUCCAGCCCUCCCCCUUUGCUGUCCGCUGCACCGCAACGAGUCGGUUAUUGAAGCCAAAACGCCCAAGCAACUGGCUCUGGGAUUUUGCCGUGUCGUGUGCCAGUUCCGGCUGUCGUGCUCGCACGUCUGUGGGUUGGCGUGCCACUGGCCCAAAUUGACGCACAACCCCAAAUGCUCCGUCCGCGUGCCGUCACCGUGUGCCCGCCACCCGCGGGAGUUAAAGUGCUCCUAUGUAUUGUCCCAACUUUCCAAGUCUUUGCAGCCCCACAGCACCAUCACCAUGGCUCUGGACCAGUUGGCUUGCGAUGUCCCCGUGGAUGUGCAGCUGCCGUGCUCGCAUUCGGUCCGCAUGACAUGCGCCGAAGAGGACAAGCUAUCGAAUGGCGCUGCCAGCUGGCCGGUCUGCCACCAGCCGAGUGUGUCGCCGUUUGUCCAUCCCAUUUGCAAACACGAGGUUCAAGUCACUUGCGACCAAUUCCGCACUCUGACUGCCAACCCUUCGCUGGCCAAGAAGUGCAUGGAGACGGUCGAGUUCGUUCCAUCUUGUGGCCACUCGGUGCAGAUCAAGUGCUAUGCGCGCGCCGAGUUUGACUCGCGAGUUCGAGCGUUUGUGUGCGCGCACCAGUUGGACAUGACGCUUCCUCGGUGCGGGCACCCCAUCCGCGUGCGGUGCCCCGUGGCGCAGGCACUGGCGGCGUGGACGGGCACCUGCGCGACGGACGUGGUUGAGGAAGGCACUGUGUACGGCCCCAAGGACGCCAUAUGCGCCCAAGAAGUGUGGUUUGUCAAGAGGUGCGGCCAUCGGGUGCGCGUCAAGUGCGGCGUGGCGUUCGACAUGGCACCAGUGAACAACACGUGCACGGAGGUCGAGUCGUUUCAGCACCCGUCGUGCGGACAUGUGGUCCAAGGCCCGUGUCACUUCAAGCAAACGGCGUAUUCAGAUCGAUGGGAGGGCGAGGCGGUCCAGACUGUGGUGGAAGGGCAGAGUAGUCCGUUUGUGGCAAUGACAGGCGCCCUUCAGCGCCACAAGUGCACAAACCUGGUCGUGUACCAACGGCUGUGCCAGCACGAAACGCGCGUGCCAUGCUGGCAAGUGCAGGCGCAUCAAGUGCCUAAGUGCCGAGUGUCCAUCGUGGUUCCCCAUGUCUUGUGCGGACACGAGGUGGCGAUGCAGUGCGGAGACCGCGCCUUUGGCGGGUACGAGCCGUGGACAGACCCCAUCUCCAAUACGUGGCUCCAGGACCAUUCAGUUCUGGACACCACGCAGCCUCCAGUUCCCCUUCCUUCGGCUCUCAAGUCCAUGUCUUGGGCGACUUGCAAAGUGUCUGUGUGGUUCAAACGCCAAUCGACUUGCGGUCAUUCGUUUGAAACCAAGUGCAGCGAGGCAUUCAAGCUGCUCGGAGGCACGGACCUUCCAAAAUGCACCAGUGAAACCACCGUGACUUUGCCCUGUGGGCAUGAGGUAACGGUGCCUUGCUUCAAGAGUAACGAGCCUCUGCCGCCCUGCAGCGAGGAAGUCCACCGGAACUGCUGGAACUAUGCCACUUGCGGCCAGACCGUCCUUGCCAUUUGCGGGAAACCCAGCGCCCAAGACUGCUGUUCCAAAAUGACGACAUGGAGCUGUUCUAAAGGUCACGAAGCUCAAGUCGCGCAGUGCAUGGAGGGCAUUCCAGAGGACUGUCCAUGGUGCUCGAUGGACGCUGUUGACGCUGAGCUGGCGACCACCCGUCGACUUUUGGCCACACCUGGACUCACCGUGGCGGAUAUUUGCACUGUGCCGCCUGCCCUGACAUCUGUGCUGCAAGGGCACGAGCUGAAAAAAGCGCUUUUGAAACCGUAUUUACAGUCGAAACUCGAUUUACUGUUUGAAUACAAGGCAUGGGUGGACAACCGGUCCCUGUGGAAGCAGCCACUCUUUCAACCGCGCACGGAAUGGUACUUCACUGUCGAAAAGAAAGAGAACCCAACCCACAAGAAACACAAGGCAGCGCCACAUAAACCACUCGAGUCGUUUGAUCCAAAGGUGCUGGUCAAGACGGGGACGAUGCAAGGGGUGUCAUUGCUGGAAUGGACAGCCAAGAACAUGCAGCACUUGCUGACGAGAAAGAACCCCCCGGUGGUGCUGGCUGGUGUGGGAUUCACGGUGCGGGUGGUGGCGGGGGUCCCAACCAUGAAUCCCAAAGUUCAAGCCAACUGGAUCCAAAGUAAAAAACGCGACGGCUUCGACAGUGUCCAAAUGACUUCCCACUCAGCCGAGUCGACUGUAUUUUGGCAUCCAUAUGCGAUUAUGGCUACCCACAAAACCACGCUGAUAAGUGCCCACAUGGAUCAACUGAUGAGUUUGGAGCGGACGAUGCGACCGGUGCGGCUGAUUGAACGCCGCCGGCCGGGAAGUUCAACCAGCACGUCCAAGGCCAGCGUUGGUGCGCUGCUGGAUUCGACAGCUCUGGAAGGAAGCCAACAUUUGGCUGGGCUAAGAUUCCCAGCGCAGUGGGAUGGCGAGUCGUUGGUGUCAACUGGUACCAGUGCGUCCAUUCAACUGGAACUGGCCAAGAAGCUCCGGUUUGUGCCUGGAAAGCACGACGAGGGGUCGCCCUUUGCAGGGGUCAACUACGCGCGAACCCUGAAGAAGUCGGCAACGGAGCUGGUCGAAGUGGACCUGUUGCUCUGCUUGGAGCUGCUGCACUUGCCAGGAAACGACGAAAAGGCCCCGAAAGCUGCUCUUGAAACAUACAUGGACGCCAUCGAAGAGCAGGCGACUGCGACGGCCCAUCCGUUGCUGUUUGUCGCGCUAUUUCGCACCACGAACGACCCAACGUACAUCAAACACUUUGCCAAAUUCUACGGCCACGCCGUGGGCAAAUGGCUCACCCCUCGGGAAAAACAGUUUGUCCCAGGUCACGAAGGCCAGUCCACCGUAUCCCCCUCCAUUGGAAAAUCCAAUGACCCCACGAUUCUGCAGCAGUGGCAGGACUUUGCCAGCAAGGAACGGGUCAAGUCUGACGCGAUGGACGAGUUGUUGGACCUGAUUGGCAUUCGAAAAGUAAAGAAGUUUGCGAUCCAGCUGUUCCAAAGUGCCCGGGCGUUCAAGAAACUGAGCUCCAAAGCUCGAAAAGCAAACCAAAUGUCAUUCAAUUACUGCUUUGUGGGCAACGCAGGUACGGGCAAGACCACAGUUGCGCGGCUGAUUGCCAAGAUUCUGCUGGAUUCUGGCGUUCGAACCAAGGACAUUUUCAUCGAAACUAACGCCCAAGAGCUCAAGGACAAGGGCGCCGACGAGUUCCGCAAGCAGGCGGCAGCUGCCAUGGGUGGCGUUUUGUUCAUCGAUGAAGCGUACGAUUUGGACCCCAAGGGCGACUUCAAGGGCAAGCCGAUCGUGUCGGAGCUGCUGACGCUGGCCGACAACAAGCGCGACCAGCUGACGAUCAUCCUGGCGGGGUACGAGGACGACAUGCAGGAAAAGCUGUUCAGUUUCAACCAGGGACUCAAGAGCCGCUUUGAGCACGUGACGUUUGAGGACUUUGACCAGGUGGAACUGCAGACGAUCUGGGAGUCGCAGAUCGACGCCCGCGGGUGGACUGCGCCCCCAGAUCUGGGUGUGAUUGUGUCAAAACGGUUGGCUUUAGGGGCCAACGUCAAGGGAUUCGGCAACGCGCGGUCGGUGCGCAAGGAGGUGGAGCUGGCAACCAAGCACGCGAUGAGCAAAGAGUCCUUUGACGGCGACGCGAUGCAUUUAGCCAUGGACGACGUCAUGGGAGAACAUCCGCUGUUCAACCCCAAGCUCAAGCGCGUGCUGGACGAGAUCGAGGCCAAGAUUGGCUGGCAGUCCAUCAAGACCAGUGUCCGCGAGUUUAUCCAGCUGUGCGAGAAGAACUACCAGCGCCAGCUCGCGGGCCAGUCGCCACUCCCAGUGAUGCUGAAUCGGCUGUUUCUGGGUAACCCCGGCACUGGCAAAACCACAUGCGCUACUUUAUAUGGCAAGCUGUUGAAGGAACUCCGAUUUCUCUCCAACGGCGAAGUGCUGAUGAAAUCUGCGAGCGACUUUAUGGGGCAGUAUGUGGGCGAGUCGCAGACCAAGACGGUGGCGCUGCUGGAGCUGGCCAGAGGCAAGGUGCUGGUGAUUGACGAGGCGUACAACCUAGACGACAAACUGUGGGACAAGCAAGUAUUGGACGUGAUUGUGGAAAAGGUGCAGAAUACUGGCACGGACGAUAUCGCGGUGCUGCUUUUGGGCUACGAGAAACCCAUGCUGUCGAUGCUACGAGAUCAGAACCCGGGCCUGGCGCGCCGCUUUCCCCGCGAGCACGCGUUUGUAUUUGAUGACUAUUCGCCCAUCGAACUGCUCGAGAUCUUCCACUUCACGUGCAAAAAGCACCAGGUCGAGUGCUCGCAUGCGGCGUCCGAAGUUGCGAUGGAACUUCUGACCCAGCAGAAGGCCAUGUCCAAUUUCGGCAAUGCCGGCGCGGUCAACACGAUGAUUACGACCGCCAUGGCCAAGGCAUCUCUGCGGGUACAAGGCGCGGAUGCUGUCAGUUUGGAGCCGCACGACUUUGUCGACGCAACGGCCGUGGAGGACGAUCCAUUAUCCCGACUAGACAAGUUGUACCGAAUGGAGUCGAUCAAGGCGAGUCUGACCAGAUUGCGCAAUGCAUUCCAAGUGGCUCAAAGCGAAGGCUCGGUGCUGCCGACGGUGGGCCACUUUGUAUUUCGCGGGUCUCCUGGGACGGGCAAGACGACGGUGGCGCGCGUGAUGGCGAAGAUCUUGUUUCAGUUGGGGCUGAUUGCCGUGGACCACGUGGAGGAAACGUCCGGUCUUGACAUGACUGGGCAGUACGUGGGCCACACGAAGAAACGAGUGGAAGAGAAGCUCCAGGCAGCCAAAGGCGGCGUUUUGUUCAUCGACGAAGCGUAUGAGCUUGGUGUGGGGCACUUUGGCCAGGAAGCCAUGACGUCGUUGGUGGCGGCGAUGACGGACCCAGAAUACGCCGGCGUGGUCGUGAUUGUGGCCGGAUACCCUGUGGAGAUGGACACGAUGCUCAAUGGCAACGUGGGUCUCAAGAGUCGGUUCACGCGCUUUUUCGACUUUCCCGACUGGCUCACAGAGAACUGCAUGACGUGGUUCACCCACAUGGCCCAAGAGCACAACUUUGAGGUCGACUCUGCCGUGUUUGAGCUGCUCGAGAGCCAGUUUGACGCACUUCGACAACUCCCGGGCUUUGGGAACGGCCGCGACGUCAAGCGGAUUUGGGAUGAAAUGCUGACUUGUCGAUCGGAUCGAGUGGUUCAGUCGCCCGAAACGAUCAAGACCCUCACAGGGUCGGAUGUGGCAUUGGCGUGCGACGCGAUGCUGCGGGCGAGAAAGCGGCCCACGCCGGGGCUCCAGACCAACGCGCCACGCAAUUAUGACCCUUUUGAGGGCAAAAUGGAAGACUUUCAAGCUAACUCAGCACCCCCCCCCACCACCAAAAUGGUGUAUCAACAGACGCAAAAGCAGGUUCAGACUCCCGACGAAAAGAAGGAAGAAAAAGCGGACGGACGGGACGAAGGCGUGACGGACGUGCAGUGGGCGGAGCUGGAGGCAGCCAAGGAAAUGCACGAGCAGAAGCUGGAGCGCAUGCGCCGGGAACUGGAGGCCGAAGCGCUGCGAAUAGAGUUGGAGAAGGCGCGGGCGUUGCAGGAAAAGAUUCGCCAGAUUUGUCCAUGUCCAGCAGGAUUUCAAUGGCACCAAGUUGGCGGUGGCUGGCGCUGCGGAGGUGGCAGCCAUUAUGUGUCGGAUGCCCAGCUAAAGUCCCAAUUUUCGAUCUAG
Aphanomyces astaci is the source of this 7589-nucleotide messenger RNA. RefSeq lists its product as hypothetical. Gene Ontology annotation, molecular function: helicase activity; ATP hydrolysis activity; ATP binding. The annotation marks the transcript as partial. The transcript has a single exon. The record is from RefSeq and is a predicted model, not a curated record. Lineage: Eukaryota; Oomycota; Saprolegniomycetes; Saprolegniales; Verrucalvaceae.